AUGUCUAAAGCACCGGAACUUCGCAGUAAUUCAGAGAACCCUUCUAGCCAGUCGGCAUUCCGUGAUGGGUUCGAAAAGGGACAUUCCGAAAAAUUGAUAUUAGCGUUGUAUCUUCUUGGAAAUUCCGAAAACGUGCCCCACGCUGUUCAACAGAGCUCACUUCACAGGAUGUAUCCAUGUCUCUGUUACUUGUCAAGUCUCGACAACAUUCUAAUUUUCGGUAUGGCUAUCAUCAAGUCAAGCUUGACUGAUUAG
Messenger RNA from Cercopithifilaria johnstoni, 255 nucleotides. The record is from the annotation of a GenBank genome assembly. NCBI's taxonomy places the organism in Eukaryota, Metazoa, Nematoda, Chromadorea, Rhabditida, Onchocercidae.